Molecule: messenger RNA, 1231 nt
Organism: Frankliniella occidentalis (western flower thrips)
Lineage: Eukaryota; Metazoa; Arthropoda; Insecta; Thysanoptera; Thripidae
Product: rab-like protein 3
Exons: 5
Coding region: 146-907 (253 amino acids)
Biological process (GO): intracellular protein transport
Cellular component (GO): endomembrane system
Molecular function (GO): GTPase activity; GTP binding
Source: RefSeq, a predicted model, not a curated record
UAUUUGCUAUGAAAAAUUGUUUAUAGGCGCGACUCGUACAGCAACAACAAAGUUAGGGAUUACAGAUUCUUUGGAUUCUUUAAUUCCUCUGAAUACUGGAGAUCAUUUAAUUCAAUUCAAGAAUUGACGUUGUCUAUCUUUUCAAAUGGCUUCUAUUGACAAGGUGAAGGUGAUUGUCGUCGGUGAUUCAGGUGUUGGUAAAUCAUCAUUAGUACAUCAAAUUUGCCAUGGACAGACUAUCAGCAAUCCCUCCUGGACGGUUGGGUGUUCUGUUGAGAUGAAGAUACAUGAGUAUCGAGAGGGGACGCCCAAUCAAAAGACUUAUUUUGUUGAACUCUGGGAUGUGGGAGGCAGUAGCAGUCACCGAAAUACCAGAUCUGUUUUCUAUAACCCAACUCAUGGUAUUAUUCUAGUCCAUGACCUUACCAAUCGUAAAUCAGAACAGAACCUCCAGAAAUGGCUUGCAGAGGUUCUUAAUCGAGAGGGAAAUUCAAAAUUCAAAAACCAUACUUUUGACGAUUUUGACCCAGAGCAAUUUGUUGGAUCAACCCAGAUUCCUAUCCUAGUAAUUGGAACUAAAGUAGAUCUCCUGGAGGCAUCUCGUGCCCAAGCUCAAAGGAGAUCAGCUACUAUAGCAGAAGAAUGUGGAGCUGAUGAAAUUGCUGUGGACAACACAGAAGUUCGCUCAUUGGCAGCUGGAAGCAGUUCAGCAGUCAAACUUAGCAGAUUUUUUGACAAGGUAAUUGAAAGACGUCAUCAUGGGCGUGACCGUAUUAGCCCUUAUGUUGAUAGGAAUAAUUUAAGUGGACGUAGGCAAAUGUCAUCACCUCUUAGUAAUCCAAUGAGCCCAUUGAGUACUUUGAGUCCUUUAAGUGCUUAUAGUUUUAAGUCAGCACACAAUGACUGAAAAGCUUUUCAGACUUUACUUUUUUACACAAUUGACUGUGAAAGUACAUUACUCUGAAUGUGUAUUUGUGAUACAAGUAUAAGGGACUGUUUGCGGUCCAACAUCAGAUAGCUUGGUUAAAAUUUUGAGAGUUAAUGCUGAUGCCAGCUGUGAUUCAUUGGAAACUAGGUGAAUGUGUUUCUGUGAUGUCAUCUCAAAUGUGUAAAUAACAUGAUUCUGAUUCUAGCAAUUAGUAUUUUAAUUUAUGUUAUUCUUUGGGGAAAUAUAUAAUUUACUAUCUAUUAUCAUGAGUUUAACAAAACAAAUAAAUUUGCUCACUCAAUA